CCCGCCAGCCAUCUGACGAAAACUCCACCAAUCUGCAUCAGUGAAGUCACAUUUACCCUGUUUACGCACAUUGAAUAUCUUGGAACGUUGAUGUGUUGUGCUUGGUGAAUUUUGUCGAAAUUGUACAUUUAUGGAGGGCAAAGCAACUAUCGCAAAUAUAUCAGUAAAGCGAGCCAAGAAGAGAAAGUUUUCUCUUGAAGAACUGAAGACUUUAUCUAGAGAGGAGCUUAUAAAUCACAUACAACAAUUGGAAGCACAUAAUAAUCAGCUGAAGAAUAUAAUUAAUAAAUCAGUUGCAGAGGAAUGUACCAGAAAUAAUUUAUCUGGAAAGAAGGAUCGGAAGUUUAAUUUUUCCAAAUGCUCCAAGCGGCACGUUAUGCUGAAACUUCUGUACUUGGGAUGGGAGUAUCAGGGAUACACUACACAAGAAGAUACCACAAAUACCAUAGAACAUAAUUUGUUUACAGCUUUGGUCAGGUGCUGUUUGGUAGAGAGUCGCCAGACUAGCAACUAUAGUCGAUGUGGGCGUACAGACAAAGGUGUUAGUUCUUUCUGUCAGGUGGUAUCACUGGAUAUUCGAAGCAGGCUGACACCAGAGCAGCUGUCUGGAGGUGGCAACACUAUUGAAGAGGAAUUAGAUUAUUCAAAGCUCCUGAACCGAGUUCUCCCACCUGACAUCAGGGUGUUGGCAUGGUGUCCUGCACCUCCAGAUUUCAGUGCUAGAUUUGACUGUAAGGAAAGAACGUACAAAUAUUUCUUCCCUCGAGGAAAUCUUAACAUUGAGGCAAUGGACGCAGCAGUACGUUAUGCGGUGGGGUGUCAUGAUUUUCGCAAUCUCUGCAAAAUGGAUGUUGCAAAUGGGGUCUGCAAAUAUGAUAGACGGAUUCUUAGUGCCGAAGUGAAAGUCUUAGCUAUGGAUCCAUUUGACAAUAAUGCUGAUACUGCAUCAGCAUAUGACAUGUGUGAACUAACACUGGUUGGCCAAGCAUACUUGUGGCAUCAGGUGAGGUGCAUCAUGGGCAUCCUGCUCCUCAUUGGGCAAGGAAAAGAGAAAAUAGAAGUCAUGAAGCAGCUGUUAGACAUUGAAAGUCACCCCAUGAAGCCACAGUAUUGUCUAGCAAGCCAUGUUCCCUUGAAUCUCUUCCAUUGUGAGUUUGAGUGCUCUGACUGGGUUAUCAGUAAAGAAGUUCUGAUUGGAGUAAUUCGUCACCUUCAGCAAGAGUGGACCAUGUACAAUGUGAAAUCCACAAUGAUAAGAUCAAUGCUGUUGGAAUGCCAAGGGAUGCUGUCUGAUGGUGGUGAUAUACAGGAGCAGAGUAGCUGUCUUCUGCAAGGAAUUCAGGCCAAAGGGUAUCAACCUCUGUUCCAGAGACCAACAUGCAGUAGCCUGGAAAACCGUAUUGAGCACUUUGUAAAGAAACACCGGCUUGAAAUUGCCUGUUCAGAUGACAGAUCAAAUUAGGAACAGUUAUUAAACAGACACACUAUGUUAAAGUAUUUUUAUUUUUUUUAUGAAAUGGAGGAUCCAGUCAAAACCAGAGCCCAGAUUCCAGAUUUUUGGAUUGCUGAACAAUAGAUGUGACACAGAUCAAGUGAAGAGUUAGCACAUCAAAGGUGGUCUUUUUGUAAGAGCAUGAUUGUGAAUUGUUGAGCACAGAUCUCAAUUCAUUGAUGAUAGUUGAUUAUAAAGGGUUCUGAUAAUCAUGUAUAAUGCUCAGAAUUACUGGGUUUUUGGACUUCGUCCAUUGUCUAAUAUUCUAAAGAACACAAUGUUUCGAAAACUAGAUCUGUUCCCAUCUUCAGGCGAGGAAGUGUGAGACACCUACUAUGUGUGGUCCAUUAGAAUUAGAAUUAGAAUUAGAAUUAGAAUUAGAAUUGGUCACCUGAAAUCAGGAUAUAUCAGUGGGAGAUACAAGAAUAUUGUACGGUAAUAUUUGUGAUAAUGCAUGUACAGAAAUGAAACUAAGAUGGAAAUGGAAGUGGAAAACAAAUGCAACAAACCAAAAACCAAACUUUUAAACACAAAUGAAGAAUCACUUUCAAACAGAUCCAACAGAGAAUAUGUUUUCCACUCCACCUCACCUGAGGACAGAAACAGAUGCAGAUUCCGAAGCAGUGUUCUUUAGAUACUUUUAUGAACAUAAAGUGCCUUGUUUGAGCACAAGAUCCAUGUCUAUCCUCAUACACAGAUUCUGAUAUUCAUAAUAUGUGUCACAAACCAGGGAAAGUCAUUGACAUAAAUAAUUCUGUGGUCAGUGAUAAGUUACUAGAUUCUGUUUUGAACAUACUUUAAUAUCCAUAUGCUAAAUUCCCUUAGCAAAACAGGUUUCAAGUGGCAGUGAUGCUGUCACUCGUGAAUUGAUUCCCCAUUCAGACAUUCUAGGUUAAAAUCACUUGUGUGGAGGCAGGGACAAAUACCUCCACCGUGACCCUGUGAGUUGUGGGAGGCGACAAAAACAGAAGUCUCAGAUCUGAGACAGUAAAAUAUGGUCGUGAGUACCAAGGGACUCAAACCGGAGAAAGACUGUGCUGCC
Molecule: messenger RNA, 2534 nt
Organism: Cryptotermes secundus
Lineage: Eukaryota; Metazoa; Arthropoda; Insecta; Blattodea; Kalotermitidae
Product: tRNA pseudouridine(38/39) synthase
Exons: 9
Coding region: 131-1462 (443 amino acids)
Biological process (GO): mRNA pseudouridine synthesis; tRNA pseudouridine synthesis
Cellular component (GO): cytoplasm; nucleus
Molecular function (GO): RNA binding; pseudouridine synthase activity
Source: RefSeq, a predicted model, not a curated record